Messenger RNA from Rhagoletis pomonella (apple maggot), 546 nucleotides. RefSeq lists its product as uncharacterized. The record is from RefSeq and is a predicted model, not a curated record. Lineage: Eukaryota; Metazoa; Arthropoda; Insecta; Diptera; Tephritidae. Gene Ontology annotation, cellular component: late endosome membrane; membrane raft; Ragulator complex. Gene Ontology annotation, biological process: cellular response to amino acid stimulus; lysosome organization; regulation of receptor recycling. Gene Ontology annotation, molecular function: molecular adaptor activity; guanyl-nucleotide exchange factor activity.
GAAUAUGAUAGAUGUGGGCGCUAUGGACUUACACAAUCUUGAAAACGAGGAGUAUAACGAUAGAAUAAAAUUAUAUUCCCAACGCUUGCAGCAACAAUGGAAUAAUAUUCAGCAUCCAAGUAAAGGAGCUUCAGUUGUUGCGGCUCUUGCAGCUGUCGGAAUCGACAAGAUUCUACGCAGCAGGAUCGCUGGAUAACGUGGUGGGCAAGCGUUCUGAAAGGACGAGUUCCGUACCGUCUUCGCUUCUCUGUAUUUAAGUAACUACAAUCCAGUAGACUGCGUUCGGUCGGAAAGGAUAAGUUUCCGGGCCGCCUUACCCUGGUGUUGGGUAGUCGAUCUGAAAGAACGAGUUCCGUUGCCCAAAUUGAUAUAUUGCGUAUAUCGAAAUCUAUACAUAGUAUAAAGGAAAAGUCGAGAUUCUUUGUACGCGGUAAUCUCGAAGCCUACUGAACGGAUUUUGACGAGAUUUUCUCUAAUAUACUCUGUAUCCAUCAAUCAUAAUAAACGUAGGCGCCAGUUCUGCACCGCCACUAUCAAAUGAAAAUA